AUGGAAAUUUACAUGAAGAAUAUUCCUGCUUCUACUAAGGACACCAAGCUCAAGUUGGAGCUCGCGGCUGUCCUCCACGCACCCCCGUUCAGGAAUCCCUCGGAAGAGCUGUUCAAUUUUGGCGUCUUCUUGAUUCAGCAGAGGAAAAGAGGCCCCUGGCGGACUGGCUUUUUGACUCUCCCUUCUAACGAAAUCGCCGAGCUCUUCCUUCAGACGUAUGGAGGUCCAUCCCCUCGCCACUCAUUCGUUCUCGAUACAACUCGUGUCCAGUUCCAGGUCAGCAACCGAGGAGCUCGCCCGCAAGUUCUUGAGCGCAUUCGCCGGGAACCUUUCCAAGACCCUCGUGAGGCUUUUGCGCGGGAGCAAAGGGAGGCCGAGCUACAGGCACUGCAAGUACGCAUCUCCACUAUACAAUUUGGCUGGGAGUGCAGAGAUCAAGUGUAUUCGGUGGAGUGGGAGACGGCAUGCCACGCCCGCCUUGCCUUCGACGGAGAGCGAAGGGAGUUCCGCGUCCGUAUGGACCAAGGUGGCUUGUUCUCAGAUACCCGCAUCAUCGCCAUCCGCGUUAGUCAGAUCUACUACAUCUCCGCCACCGUAGACAACGACUCUCGACGUCCAACCAUCGUCUUCUCCCUGAUCCACCCUCCCGCUCUUGAGUCGGAGUCGACUCUCAGCCAACUUGCCAGCCUCUUCUCUUCAAAUGCAAAACCUCCGCGCCAACGCUGGUCCUCGUUCAACGACAGCGAUGAUCUCGCGGCGAUUAUGCCUUAUGUAUCUCUCUCCAUCCGUCUGGAGUGCGAGUCCGUGGAAGACCUUCGCAACUUCCGCGAGUUCGCCGACGCGGCCCACACUCGCGUCGGCAGCGACUUGUGCCCUGUAGAGCGGCGGGGACUCUUCUCGGAUACGGUACGCGAAGAUUACAGCCUAUGGAUCCAGCGACUCCCUUGGACGGUGGCGUUUCAGAUCGAAGCGUUGCUUAGGUCCUGGCUUCUGAACAUGAGGGAGGCUCUCUCUCUUCGUGAUCACGUCGAACGAGUCCUCAGGGCUAAGGGACGAGCCUAUACAGCAGCACUCCUGCGCGACUUCACCUCGCACGCAAAAGCGUUGUACUGGUAUGGUGAGGCUCAGCCUGGUGCCGAGCCCAGCCUCCAGACCCACCUGAAUGCGUCGUGGUCAGACCCGGUGACCCAUCUCUUCCAGUCGGUCGAGGCCCAGUUUGUGUACAAGCCCGUUGCAGCACACGCGCCCGCUGUAGAUGCCCCAGCGACCUUCCAAUGCUUCCAUGUCUCUAUCACGCCUACGACGAUGAUCCUUGAAGGCCCCUUUCCUGAACGAUCCAACCGCGUUAUCCGAAUGUACUGGCAGAACGAAGAAUGUUUUCUUCGUGUCAGUUUCCAGGACGAAAAUAGGCUCCAAUUCCGCUUCGACCGCGAGGUCGAUGGACGCAGUUUCAUCAAUCGGAGAUUUAGAGGUGUCUUACGCGACGGGAUCACCAUUGCGGGCGCCCACUUCAGUUUCCUGGCGUACUCGCAAUCCGCUCUAAAGGAACAUGCAGUCUGGUUUGUGAAACCAUUCCGCCAUCGAGAUGGGCACGGCGUGGAGUGCUACGUUGACGCCACAACUAUCAUCGAGAAUCUGGGCAACUUCCGCGUAUCAUUCGACACCACUCUAAUCCACUGCCCUGCUCGAUAUGCUGCAAGGAUAGCUCAGGCCUUCACGGCGACCGACGCGUCCAUCACUGUUGAUGUCGACCAGAUUGAAAGGGGAGAAGAUCUGGAAGACGCGACGGGGAACUACUGUUUCACGGACGGCGUCGGCACCAUCUCCCGUGAGCUUGCUAGAGAGAUCUGGCGCUCUGUUCGCGAGCGAGGACGUCGUUCCCGUCCUGACAGGACGUACCCGAGAGCCUACCAAGUCCGCUUCCAGGGUUCGAAGGGAAUGCUGAGCGUCGACCACACGUUAUCCGGCCGAAAGAUCGUCAUCCGGCCGUCUAUGACGAAGUUUGAGGCUAAUCAGUCAAGCACCAUCGAGGUUGCCCGUGCGUUUGAUAGACCAGGGCCGUACUUCCUCAACCGCCCUCUCAUCAUGCUCCUGGAAGGCCUCGGGGUGUCCUACGAGACAUUACAGGCAUUGCAGGACGCUGCCGUGUACGAUGCUCAGCAGUCUGUGACUUCGCUCGAACGCUCCGCCCGGCUGCUCGAAGCUCAUGGACUCGGAGUAUCCUUCCGUCUCACCUCCGCGAUGCUUGGUCUCCACAAGCUCGGGCUCGAUCCUCUCAAUGACGAUGUGUUUUGGCGACAAGCGAUGGACUUCGCAAUCAAUCAUGUCCUUCGUGAGCUCAAGCAUCAUGCGAGGAUCCCCGUUCCAAGCCUGGAUAGCUGGACCCUUGUCGGCGUUGCGGAUGUCCACGGGGAGCUGCAGGAUGGGGAGAUCUUCGCGUGCAUCGACUCUCCUACUGAGUCGCGUCUGAUCUAUCUCGAAGGACCAUGCUUGAUCUCCCGUUCGCCGACCAUUCAUCCCGGGGAUGUUCAAGUAGUGCAUGCCAUCGGAAGACCACCUGCCGGUAGUGCUCUGGCUAAGGAGUCGCUUAGGAAUGCUGUGGUCUUCUCUAUCCAGGGGGAACGACCGCUCCCAUCUUGCUUAGGCGGGGGCGAUCUCGAUGGGGAUUUGUAUAACGUUACCACUCGACGUGAUUUGUUGCCUCCUCGUACAUACACACCUGCGUCGUACGAGCCAGCGGCAAAGAAGCUCGUAGAACACGAGUGUACUAUGGAGGACGUUGCUGAUUUUGUUGCCGAAUAUAUCAGUAGCGACACUCUGGGAAUCAUCGCUACAACCUGGUUGAAGAUUGCGGAUCAGAGUGCUGAUGGAAUCCUGGACCAGGAUUGCCUUAAGCUCGCCGCCUUGCACAGCCAUGCGGUUGACUAUCCGAAAAGCGGUCAGCCUGUUCCUGUGAAUCAGAUACCGAAGCUCAAGUCCAAAACGAAGCCGGACUGGAGUGCACCCGAGACCAUCAGCAGGGGUAACGAAGACUACUACACAAGUAUGAAAGCGAUCGGAAAGCUCUUUCGGUCUAUCGACUUGCCCGCAUUACAAACAGUCCAACGGGUCGCAAGAAGACAACGCAGACACAUGCACAAUGCCAAUCAAGACGAUGAGUAUGCCGAUGUCCUCGAACUCCUAUACGACGAGACGCCAAUGGACGAUAGGACCGCGGUGGCCGUUCAAGAGCGGAUCUCGGAGUUCAUCUCUCCAGAAGAAUAUGAUGGCGACUUCAUACGCCGUAUCUGGGACUUGUACAAGUCCUACACUUCUCAAUUGCGCGCGAUCUGUGCUGACCACACUCUGGAGCACAAGCGCUCAGCAAUGCUGACGGAGGAAGAGGCUGUCAUCGGAACGAUAGUCGCGAAGUGCUCGCAGCCCAGAAAGAGGAAGGAUCUCAUGUCGCAGAUGAGGGAGCAGACAGCUACUCUAGUCAGCAGCGUCAAGGAAGAACUCUCUGGCGAUGACGAGAUACCGCCUGAGACAUCGCUCCAGAGGGCAUGGAUUGCAUACAAGCUUGCGAACAUAGAGGGUGAGGCUUUCGGAGCGCGUAGUUUUUGCUGGGUCGCGCUUGGAAGUAUCUUCGACGCCAUCAAGGAGAUUGAAGAUGAAGAUCGUGCUCUUGCUAGACGAUGAUGCGUCUCAGCGAGCAGAUAAUACACACCGUUUUUCGAAAGGUCCGGGGGUAAUGGCAUAUUGAU
Messenger RNA from Dichomitus squalens LYAD-421 SS1, 3743 nucleotides. RefSeq names its product RdRP-domain-containing protein. Bases 1 to 3678 code for a protein of 1225 amino acids. Lineage: Eukaryota; Fungi; Basidiomycota; Agaricomycetes; Polyporales; Polyporaceae. Gene Ontology annotation, cellular component: nuclear RNA-directed RNA polymerase complex. Gene Ontology annotation, molecular function: RNA-directed RNA polymerase activity. The record is from RefSeq and is a predicted model, not a curated record. Gene Ontology annotation, biological process: siRNA processing. The transcript is spliced from 4 exons.